GUCACUCCUGACGGUCCGAUAGUGAUUGUACUUUGCAAAAUUGUAUUUGGCCUUAUGGAAGAUAUCCCUGAAGAUAUUUGGGGUCCUUGUGUCCUGGCUAUAAUCUGAGGCUUUCCUGUGACUACAGUACCUUUUACAGGAGCGCUUAAAACUGUUGGUGUGCCUUUAAUCUAGAAUGAAUAAGUGACAAUAGGACAAAAAGGAACACUUGCAAUACAGAAAAUAAAUUCUAAUAAGACACAAUAAAAGUAAAAAGGCGGCUUAAAAUCUAAUAUCUGUUGACUAUGUCUGGGCUGUUCGAUGAUGAUUGUGGUGCAGAAGUGCAAAUCAAAACUGAUAAUGAAUACGCAAAGAAUUAUAAUACAUGGAGGAAGAAAGAAGAACUGAACAGAUUGAAAACGAAGUAUGGAGAUGAUGUAGAACUAAGCGACGAAUCAUCGAGCUCAUCAGACGACGAGGAUGGAGUUGAAUUAACAGAGCAGUUAGAGAAAGAUUUUUUCAAAACCCUGGCUUGCUUAAAAAGCAAAGAUCCUAGAAUAUACGAUAAAAACGCGACCUUUUUCACUGAUGAAAUUGUAGGAACAUCCGUGAAAGUGACAAAGGUAAAGGAUCAGCCUAUGUUUUUGAAAGACUAUGAAAGAAAGCUGAUACUAGAAAAGGGAGGUGUGUUAAGUGAUGAAGAAAAUGAGAUAGAAAGGCCUAAAUCACCAACAUACGUUGAGGAACAAAAUCAGAUCAAGGACAGUUUGAAAAAAGCUUUGGAUGAAGUUGACGACAAUGAUAAUGAAUGGGGAGGACUAUUUAAACAGAGAACUAAAACCAAGGAAGACAAGGACAAAGAAGAAACAGACUACAUACAAUGGUUAGCAGGUCAGAAAAAAGAAUUGAAAGAUAAGAAAGAAGAAAAGCAACUGAAGCCACUCAAAGAUUAUUGGAACAAGCCUAACCUUGAUGAAGGUGAAAAGUUUUUGAGAGAUUAUAUUUUGAAUAAAAGGUUUCUUGAUCAUGAUAAUGAUGAAUAUGUCCCAACAUAUGAAGAAAUUGUUCAUGGUACUGAUGAGCUAUCAAAUGACGAAGAAACUAUUGAGAAACAGGAAGAAUUUGAGCACAAAUAUAACUUUAGAUUUGAGGAACCUGACCAAGAAUUUAUCAAAAGGUAUCCAAGGACAAUGGAAAACUCACUGAGAAAAAAAGAUGACAGAAGGAAAGUAAAGAGACAAGAGUUGAAAGAGAGAAAAAAGAAGGAGAAGGAAGAAAAAAUGCAAGAUUUGAAGAAGCUGCAGGAACUGAAGAGAAAGGAGAUUGAAGAGAAAUUGGAAAAGCUGAAAGAAAUUACUGGAAAUCCUUCUAUUGGCUUUGGUGAUGAUGAUCUAGAUGGAGAUUUUGAUCCUGAAGAACAUGACAGGAAGAUGCAAGCUUUAUUCAACGAUGAGUUUUACCAAGGGCCAGAAGGAGAUCAGAAACCUCAAUUUCCAGAUUUGGAUGAAGAAUUAGAAAUUGAGAACUGGGAGAAAUAUCAAGGUGCUAGCAAUGAAAAUGCUGAAUAUGAACCCCAUUGUGAAGAUGAAGACUUCAAUAUGGAUUGCGAGUAUGACCCUAGUGCAAACACCCAAGAAGAACUCAUUGAAAGCACAAAGUCAAAAAAGAAGAGGAAAAGAAAAUCCAAAUUUGCUGAGGCUAUGAGCAGGCCAAAACCAAAGUUUGAUCCCAAUGAUAAGAACUAUGAAGAAUAUUUUGAAGAGUAUUACAAACUGGAUUGUGAAGAUAUCAUUGGAGACUUGCCAUGUAGAUUCAAGUAUAGACAGGUUGCACCUAAUGAUUUUGGACUCACCAUUGAAGAGAUUAUCUUAGCAAAAGAAAGGGAACUCAACAAAUGGUGUUCAUUGAAAAAAGCUGUUCAGAUCCGCCCGGAUCAUGUUGAAAAAUAUGAUCAGAUAGCUUACAAGAAAAAAGCUCAAAAUAUUAAUUUGAAAAAGAAAAUUCUACCCAGUCUUUUUGGCGAGGGUGAUGAAGAAACAGAUUCCCAAAACAAAGGAGGUCAGAAUACUGGAAAAAAUAUUACAAAAAAUGCUGAAUUCAACAAGAUUGAGAACUGUCCUGAAAAAAAGGUGGAGGACAAAAACGUGAAAAAGUCUAAGAAAAAGCAACAGAUAUCUGAAGAGCUACCAAAAACAACUACAGAUGAUAAGCGUGAAGAUACACUCUCAAAAAUAGCAGAAAAUUCAGCAGCAGUUGAGAAUGGGGAAACGGUUCAGAAGAAAAAGAAAAAAGUGAAAAAUGGAAACAAAAAAGUUCAAUGUGCAGAAGGAAAUGUAAAUCUGAAAACAGAUGACAAUAAUACUGCAAUUGAAAUAGAUUGUAAGAAACAUAAAAGGAAGAAAAAUAAUAAGAAACUGGAUGCUGAUGUAGGCAGUACAAAUGCACAGAGUGUUCAUAGUAGUAAAGAGGCGAAUCCAAAGAAAAUGAAAAAACGUAAACGUAAAGGCGUUGUCAGUAGCGAAGUGCCAUCAAAGAAAUCCAAAAGAGCAGAUGAAACAGAAAACCCUGUUGCAAAAAUAUCAGAUGCUAGGUUAGCAGCGUUUGGAAUCAAUCCAAAGAAGUUUAAAAACAAGCUGAAGUACAAAAAAUAGUUGUAUGUAUGUAUGGUUCUCUUUGAAAUAUACAGGGUGUCCCAUGUAGAACUGCAGCAAUCAAUUACUCGAGAAGUUGAUGUAGAUAAUUAUGAAAACUUGGGUUGUGGUAUAACUUAUGUAAGUACCAACUUGCUUAUUUCAAUUAUAAUUUUUGAAAUCUUUCCAAAAUUUAAAAUCCAUCUCAUAUAUAACGUCAUAUUCCUAAUUAAACCCUUUAUUUGACAAAUUUUGUGUAAAAUAUCGCAAAUGCAGGGCCAUAUAAACCUAUGACUCUUUCGUAAAUUUUUGUCUUUGUCGAACGAUUUCUAACUGCUCCGAUAUAGAAGCGGGUCUACUUUAACUCUAUUCAAUAUUUUUUUAAUUUCAUAAUACAGUGUGGUCAAAAAAUUGGAUGAAAAGUAAAUUGUUAAAGAUGCCAAAAUCAUUUUUUUCAAAUGGAUACGCCCUGUUUUUAUAUAAUCAUAUUAAGCAUUAUAAAUAAGAAUAGUUUUGUAAAACGUCUACUCCGCAAAUUAGUAGUUUAGGAAAUAAACGUUCGGCAAAGACAAACAUAUACGAAAAAUUCGUCGAUCUACAUUUUUGAUUUUUUACUUAAAACGGUUUGGAGUUAGGUAUACAAUGUUACACAUCAAAUUUUAGUCUUACGUAGAUUUCAAAAAUUGAAUAUUCAGGGUGUUCCAUAUAAAAAAAGCAAGUUGGCAUCUACUUCCGGUGCAACCGGAAAUGCCACCAUUUUGAAAAUAUUUUAGCAGAAUUCCUAGCAUUAGUUGUACCAUAACCACAAGUUUUCAUAAUUGUCUAACGUCAUCUUUUCGAGUAAUAGAUGGCUGCAGUUCUACGCGGGACUCCCUGUAUAAUUGUAUAUAAGAUUAAAAUAACUUUAAAUAGCAGGAAUACACAAAAUAUAUUUAUGCCAUGUUUUA
This is a messenger RNA of Acanthoscelides obtectus, 3556 nucleotides long. The record is from the annotation of a GenBank genome assembly. NCBI's taxonomy places the organism in Eukaryota, Metazoa, Arthropoda, Insecta, Coleoptera, Chrysomelidae.